AUGGGAGCCUACAGCAUAGAUAUUUGUCAUGAUGAGGGGCAGAACACUGGAUGCAGUAGAAUAUCUGACUCAUUAGGAAUAUCAAAAGCACGGAAGUCCUCGGAUGACUCGCCUCCUGCACCUCAAGAUGCCCAAUAUUCCAUAGAUGAAAAAAAAGCUAUCACUGUUUGCACAGAGGCUACCUACUCUAUUUUUGGAAUUCCCGAACAAGAACAAGUUGACGGCCAAGACGUGAUCAACUAUCUAACCACCCUAACAACUUCGGAAUUCUUUGACGAUGCCAUAACAAGUCCUGAAGAAAGCUGUGCCCGGAGCCUGCGUGUGAAACCUUUUCCACUUUCAAUAGCAUCAAAGGAUAAUGGUACUCUUCAGAGUCAGACUGAAUUGCAACGCAAUGAACACUUGAGAUUGGUUCCCGAGUUCGAUAACCUAAUGGCCCAUCUUUACCAGUGGGCUGACGUGCGGCAAGACUAUAUUGAUCAGGUCUGGGGGGAUGCAGUUCCGCUCGAAUCAUUUACUCGCUCGACAUGUGAACAGUCUGAAAGUGUUAACCCGAAAGCCUACAAUUCGAAGGCUAUUAGGCGGCUAGACGCUAUACUUGAUCAUAUACAGGCAGAUUUUUAG
Blumeria graminis f. sp. triticale is the source of this 624-nucleotide messenger RNA. Lineage: Eukaryota; Fungi; Ascomycota; Leotiomycetes; Helotiales; Erysiphaceae. The record is from the annotation of a GenBank genome assembly.